Chiloscyllium plagiosum (whitespotted bambooshark) is the source of this 9435-nucleotide messenger RNA. RefSeq names its product ring finger and CCCH-type domains 2 (gene rc3h2). Lineage: Eukaryota; Metazoa; Chordata; Chondrichthyes; Orectolobiformes; Hemiscylliidae. The record is from RefSeq and is a predicted model, not a curated record. Gene Ontology annotation, cellular component: cytoplasmic stress granule. Gene Ontology annotation, biological process: nuclear-transcribed mRNA catabolic process, deadenylation-dependent decay; ubiquitin-dependent protein catabolic process; protein polyubiquitination. Gene Ontology annotation, molecular function: ubiquitin protein ligase activity; double-stranded RNA binding; metal ion binding.
GGGAGGAAAGCCUGUCAGGUUAGGUUGAGGAGCGAGUCCUUUUGCUGUGCUGUGACGCGAGGCUGCUUUAACCCGCUGUCAUUAGUAUCUCGGCACCAACGCUGCACUGAAUAAAUGUCACACCGGGGAGAAUUUGCGGUUGAGGCGAACGACUGGGCUUGACCCGGCUCGCUUCCGCAGCCGGAGCAGCCUUCGCCGACACACGAUGACAAGUGUAAUCGCCAUGUUUUCCCGAAGUGUCAGUGCCGAGAGACUGUGGGUGUGUUGUGCUGCCCUGACAGGAGUCUGAUGGAGAAAGGGACCAGGCUUUUGGAGCGUCCACCGUAGGCAUUUUUAAAAAUCAUCUCGGCUUCACGUUCUGUGAAAUACGCCCAGUCCGAUCACGCAGCUUACUUUCGACUCUCAGGGAACCAGGUGCUAUAAACAGCUGCUCCCCUUAUAUUUUCUAUAAUCAGGAACGUUUUGACAGUCCCUUCUCCCCUCCGAAAAAAACACCGUUUUAGAUUUUGCACCCUGUGACCCUGAUGAAGGGAGAUGGGAAGGAGACCUGGUCCAAACCUUGGUCAGUGCCACUUUGUAAUCAUCCCCAGCUGUCUAAAUCUCUGACAGUACAAUAGCGUUAUGCUAGUCAACCAUUAGCACUGAAACAGAACCCAGACCAACUUUCAGAAUGCCUGUGCAAGCAUCACAGUGGACAGAAUUCCUCUCCUGUCCCAUCUGCUACAAUGAAUUUGAUGAGAACGUGCACAAACCCAUCAGCUUGGGCUGUGGGCAUACUGUCUGUAAAACCUGUCUGAACAAACUACAUCGCAAGGCAUGUCCCUUUGACCAGACUGCCAUCAACACAGACAUCGAUGUUCUUCCUGUGAACUUUGCACUUCUGCAGUUAGUCGGUGCACAGGUCCCAGACCAGCAAACUGUGAACCUGAGUAACUUGACUGAAAAUAAACAUUAUGAGGUUGCAAAGAAGUGUGUGGAAGAGCUGGCACUCUACUUGAAACCUCUUAGUGGAGGAAAGGGUGUUGCAAGUUUAAAUCAGAGUGCACUGAGUCGACCAAUGCAGCGAAAACUGGUUACCUUGGUUAACUGUCAGUUGGUAGAGGAGGAAGGGCGUGUUCGAGCAAUGCGGGCAGCAAGAUCACUGGGAGAAAGGACAGUUACUGAGCUCAUUCUGCAGCAUCAGAAUCCCCAGCAACUAUCUGCCAAUUUGUGGGCAGCAGUGAGAGCCAGAGGUUGUCAAUUUUUGGGACCAGCUAUGCAGGAAGAAGCUCUUAAAUUGGUCUUACUUGCAUUGGAAGAUGGGUCAGCACUCUCUCGGAAAGUGCUGGUUCUUUUUGUUGUUCAAAGGCUGGAACCACGAUUUCCUCAGGCAUCCAAAACUAGUAUUGGUCAUGUGGUACAACUCUUGUACCGUGCUUCAUGCUUUAAGGUUACUAAAAGGGAUGAAGACUCUUCUCUGAUGCAACUGAAAGAAGAGUUUCGUACUUAUGAAGCUUUGCGCAGGGAGCAUGAUGCACAGAUUGUUCAUAUUGCCAUGGAGGCUGGACUUCGAAUUUCCCCUGAGCAAUGGUCUUCUCUUUUGUAUGGAGAUUUGGCACAUAAAUCACAUAUGCAGUCUAUCAUUGAUAAGCUCCAAUCCCCAGAAUCUUUUGCGAAGAGUGUACAGGAAUUGACUAUUGUCCUACAACGGACAACAGAUCCAGCUAAUUUGAACCGACUCCGAUCCCAUCUUGAACUUCUGGCUAAUAUUGAUCCUAACCCAGAUGCAGCACCUCCAACAUGGGAGCAACUAGAAAAUGCAAUGGUAGCUGUAAGGACUGUAGUACAUGGACUUGUGGAUUUCAUCCAGAACUUCAGUAAAAAAGGCCAUGAAGCACCACAACCACAGCCAAACAGCAAAUAUAAAACCAGCAUGUGCCGAGAUCUUCGACAACAAGGAGGUUGUCCUCGUGGAGCUAACUGUACCUUUGCCCACUCCCAAGAAGAAUUGGAAAAAUAUCGGAUGCGGAAUAAGAAGAUUAAUGCUACUGUCAGGCCCUUCCCUCUGUCCCAAGCUCUUCAGAACAAAGUUGGAAUCACUAAUAUAAUCACAACAUCCGCAGGGAAUGUAGUUUCUAUGACAGGAUCCACUGAAACCACUGUGAAAAUGGUGCAGACGCCAAAUGGGAUAAUUAGUCCAGAAAGUACUCCACAACUAAUACCACGCUGUGCAGAUACCUCAGCUGCUUUAGAAAACGCUAAGAAAAUUGGACAAAACUGCCUAAGUACAUCUGGAUCAUUGUCUGGUUCACCACCAGAAAAUAAAGUUGGCUCACCUCCCAAGACCAUUCUCAACCAGGUGCUCGCUACCCCAGCUGUCGUAUCAUCACAUAUUGGGUCAGAUGCAACUUCACUACCAUCCUCAAAAUCUGUGUCAAGGGUAUCAGUAUACCCAUCCCAACAACCUGACUUGUAUUAUCAGGACCCCAGGACGCCAGUUUCAUAUGAACUGACUGCUUAUCAUCAGCCAGGAGGGUAUUAUCCUCCACAUCCUGGUCUACCAUCUGGUGUGUCUCCUUGCCUUCCUCGUUAUGUACGGCCCAACAGUAUGCCAGAAUCCCCACUCCCACCCACUGUGCCAUACGCUGACCACUACAAUGCUUAUCCACCUCGGGAUCGUCUAGCCUCGUCUCCUUACCCAUCAGCAACCCCGCAACAGUAUGGUUCAGUCCCAGCAGUGCAUUCCGGAAUGUAUACACCAGUCUAUGAUAGCAGGCGCAUGUGGAGGCCACAGAUGUAUCCACGGGAUGAUGUUGUGCGGAGUAAUUCUUUACCUCCAAUGGAUAUGGUGCCUUCAGCUGCCUACCAUCCACCACCACGAGAAAGAUACAGUUCACUUGAUGGAUAUUAUUCCAUGGCUGGGCAGCCAGCAAAUGAACAAAGAAGUAUCAGUAUUCAGAAGGAUGCAUACAGCCGAAUGCAGCAACCAGGCUUUGAUGACCUGCUGAGACGGAAACCAGACCAGUGGACUCACUAUUCCACCCAGAAACCACCUCCUGUCUCUUCUGCUUUGUCCACAGUCACCCAGCCCUCUGACCCUCCAUCCCCCUUGUUCAGUGUAGACUUCAGCUCUGAGCAGUUCUCUGAGAAUACAAGUGAUUUAUGUGUGGGCACUAAAUUUGAAGAUGAUAACAUAUCCCAUUAUUCUCCAUGGUCCUGUGGGACCAUCAGCUCUUGUAUUAGUGCAAUGGAAUCUGAUCCAAAAGACAUCAUGGCAACCACCAGUGUUGAAGUAAUGGACCUUAAUGUGAAACGACGGCUAAAUCUGUUUGAUUCUCAGAGAAGGGCAAAGGAUGAAGAUCCCAUAAUUCCAUUUGGUGACGGACCGAUCAUCUCUAAGUGGGGUGCAAUUUCUAGGUCUGCUCGCACAGGUUAUCAUAAUACAGACCCAGUCCAGGCUACAGCUUCCCAAGGAAGUGCUACAAAGCCAAUUAGUAUAACAGACUAUAGUCCACAUGUUAGCCAUGCAGAUUCUAGUAAUUGGAAUUCCCAUGUCCUUUCAUAUGGAUCGAAUUCUACUACUGGCCAAUACUUAAACAGGGACAGAUUGCAAAUAAUUGACCUGCCUGGUCAUAGGAAACAUUCUAAUGGUGGAGAUCAGUUGAAUAUUGAACUACAACAGAGGGAAUUUUCAGAAGUUUCUGCAGAUGCAAGAUCUGAUCGAGAUAUAGAACUGGAGCUUUCUGCUUUAGAUACUGAUGCCGAACAAGAUGAGGGAAUAGAGGAUGUCCUGGAUUUGGAUAUUGGCUCCCAAAGUGAUCUGACCAAUGAUAUAAUGUCUGAAAAUGGUCACAACCAUAAGCACCAGGGUCAAGAGCAGGAGGAGCAGGGACGGAGAAUUGCAGAGCAAAUUGCUAUCACAGAGGAACAGAAGAUGAUACCGAUAACUUCUGGCUUUAACCAGCCCACUACUGCCUCUGUUGGCUACGUCACCUCCCCGCCUGUGACUGCUUCCUUCAACAUUAGUAAUUUAGUCCUGAAAACAGCUGCAGUCAAGUUGUCAGAAGAUAAAGACAUGAAACCUGCAACUAAUGGCGAGACUCUAGUCAAUGGAAGCUGAAAUGUUUUGUGCUUGCACCAACAUUUAAAAGCAAUUAAUUUUGCUUUCUUUAUUAUAUAAUAUAAUAUAUAACACAUGAAUUUGUAUAUAUGUGUGUAUGUUAUAUUAUGUAUUUUUUUAAAAGAACAAUAUGGGGGCACCAAAUUCCUGUGGACAUUUUUGAUACUACAAAAGCCCUCCUGAAUUAAUCAUUUUGACAAAUAAAUUAACUUUAGUCAGAUAACAAAUUCAAAUUCCCAGUGAAUCUUGGAAUUUGGACAUCAUUCUACUAAAUGCUUUAAAGCAGUCUUUUAUGAGUCUGUUGUGAGCCGGUGCAGUAACUUAGCCAUUCUUAUUCACAAUGGCUAAUGUAGAACGUAAACAACUCAGUUGUUAACCAGCAGAGCCUUGCAGUAAUACAUCUGGUGAAAGCUAACUAUGACUUUACCUCCUCUUCUAUUUCUUUUAUAUAUGUUUUUGUGUAUAAUUCACACAAAAUUGUAAGAAGAUAAUGGCUUGGAAAACUGUAUUUUCGAGCUGUUAUGGUAAGAUUUAGUUUCAUAAUAUUGUUGCACUUUUCAUAGGAAACUUGUUUUGUUAAAUGGUGGAAGGAAUGUACUUUUCACUUUUUUAAAAAAUGCAUAAUUAGAGUUUCAAAAUACAGUUUACCAACAGAUUCCAUAGCAAAUAUGGUAAAAUAAGAUGGAAAAAUUGGAAAAUACCAUUAGUUAUCUGUUUAAACAAAUACAUAAAGCAAACAUUAAGUGGGGUGGAAUCACGGAAACAUUUUGACAUUGCCACUUAUUAUCUACCAAGGUGUGCCUCAGGAAAAUAAAAUGAAAUUAUCCUGCCAGAUUGAUCAUUUGGUUAAGAUGACAUAUUAACAGAAAAUUGUGGAAAUACUUAGGUCAAGCAGCAACUGUGGAAGAGAAAGUUACUAACUUGAAACGUUAUUCUGUUUUUCUUUCCACAAAUGCUUCCUGAUCCAAUUUAGUAUUUCCAACAUUUUCAAUUUAUAAUUCAGAUUUCGAGAGUUCACAGAUUUUUCUUUUGGUUAGCAUGACAGCAUGUUUUCACUUUCUUGGCACCAAUAAUCACACAGGCUAAUCAACAACUUUGUGUAAAAUCAGUUCAUUCGUCCCCUGAAGAAUUUGUCAGUUUUGAUGCAUCUUGGAUAGACAUUUAGCUGAUAGUAUUCUGAUAUUGGUGGAUUUGUAGCAUCAAGGAACUGCAUCAUUGCCUAUUUUGUUGAGCAGGUAGUAAUGAGAAGAAGCAGGUACAGAAUAUUUAAAAAAAAGAGACUAACUGCCUUCUAUCCACCCCCAAACACCAAAGACAAAAAUUCCCAAAUAUGUAGCUAAAAUUUGAACACUUGCUUCAAAAAAUGCCUUGUCUUAUCAUUAAAUCUUAGAUUAUUGGUAAAGAUUUUAAUUAGAUUUUGAAGUAUGUAAGAUAGUGAAAUGUUUUUUAAUGGCAAUAAACUUGUCACCCCAAAUUACAUGAACGUGUUAUGCUAAUUGGUUUACAUAAAAUGCUGUUUGAUCAUAGCUGUGUUCAAAAUAUUUGGCUGUUUUGAGGUUUCUGAUUUUUAUUUGCUAUUCUAUUUGCUGUAUAUAAAGUACAGAAUGAAAACUGUAUUUUGGAACUCCUGCAUUGUGUGGUGUUUGCACUGAAUGAUAAACCAGUUUCUGCUGGUCUCUUGUUUUUCAUCCUCUCUAUUUUAAGAAUUUCUGACUGUUUCUUUGUAUUUACUGCAACAUAUAAUGUUCGUCCAUUAUGCAGCAAGAGCCCAAAAGUACUGUAAUAAAUUUGAACAAUCCAAAGUCACAUCUGACAGUCCAGUUUAAAACAGCUGUCUUCAAUUUAAUCAGACACAAGGAAAUGCCAAGAAUAUCAGUAGUUUUUUUUGAUAAAAAUACUAAUGGUCAUAAUCAUGGUGAUGCUUUCUAGUUAAUUUAAGGUACAAUUUAAGUUUGCCAUUGCACGCAUGUUUAAUGUACUCUGGGAGACUGGUAGAUUGACUUAUAAAGUAGUUAGGCACCAUUGACAGUAAAAGUGUUUAAAAAUUGUUUACAAAAAUCCAUGAUUGUGAUACUUAUGGAUAUUGUUUAUUUUAACUGUAACCUUUUCUCAAUUUUACAUAAGAGAAAUUGAGGGCUAAGCUAUGUGGCUUUUCAUCAUUUCCCUUUGUGAAGUUUCUGAGUUGGCCUUUUUGAGAAUUAUAGUAGGAGCUUUGUUUUCAUAGCUUAGACCAGCAGUCAGAGGAGUAAUGAUGCAUCCAUUCAUAAAAAACAGAUUAAAAGUUUAACUGUCUUAGUCUAUACUAAUAACAUUCUGUUGAUUCCCAAGCUUGUAUUCAGCUUGCUUAUUUUAUAAUGGGUGGUGUUUUGGAUCAAACAUUGCAAAUUAAUAGAACUGUAUCAAUAAUUCCCUUUUUUAAAGCAAGACACUGUUGCAUGUAUGUAAUUUCUGCUAUGUAGGUAUGCCAUUUACUAGUACCCUAUGGUUAACAGUACCCUCCAGUCUCUAUCUCUAUUGUCCUAUUGUUUAAAUUUUGCAUUUUUUUAUGUUUUGAUGACUUCUGUGAAGUUGAUUGUUCUGAAAAUCGUACUGGGAUAUUUUAAACCAAGCACGACUUUCACCAGGUAGCUGCAAAGGAGGUGUUCUGCUGGUAAACAACUUCUGCAAGAUCAUGUUAUUGGUCGUCUGAGUUGUUAAACUGAUACACAAUACCACAACAAAGUGUCAGAGUUUUUAAAACAGUUUUGUGCACUUCCCUGAGGGUUGAACAUUUUUUCCUGGAGGAUAUUUGCACAGAGUGAUAAGGCAGUUUGCUGCUUGAUGUUUAUAAUUGCAUUAGGCAGUAUCAUGAAAUCUCUUCCUAUUUAUAAUAGGAUUUAUUUAGGUUUUUGUAAUGAAGGAGUGAUAUUGUACAUUUAAAAUUUUGUGGGCCUCCUACUCAGUAUCAUAUACCGAAGCUUAUAGUUACUGAGAUCUAUGCACCUAUUGUAGUCUGAAGUUAUCAGUCUUUGUGUGUUUACAUGGUCUUUAGUCCAUAUCUCUGAACUUGUACACAUUGAAACCUUUUUAAAAUCUGGAUACUGGUAUUGACAGCCACUAGUAAGCAAUCUAAAGCUAAACUGACUGAAGACCAUUUUACAAGUUCUUCUUUUGCAGUAAUUUAAUUUUCAACCAAAGCUGCUCUUAACAAUAUAGAUUCAGAGUGAACCAAAACAUGCACCAAUGCUUUAGGCACGUGGUGUUAGACAUUAAAGUAAGUAGCAUAGGAACAAUAUUUAAUGUAAAUUUUAUGUACAAGUACAUAAUGUUUUCAAAUGAUGUGUACUGUAGUUUCCAUUUAAAAUUUCCGGUUUUAUUUCAGCUUUCCAAUUGCAUUAUUAAUAACCUGGAAGACUUUAAAGAUUUCCACAAUUCAAAUAUUCAAUAAUCACAAGAGUUGCACACAGUUCUGAUUAUUGCUUAUGAAUGUGUUAAUUAUAAAUGGAAGUUGCUGUAUUGCUGUAACAAAUGAAUGCCUAUUUGAGCAUAUCUAUUUUUCACAAAUCAUAACAUUUAUGAGUGUCCAGUGCUUUUCUUGUUGGCCACGCAACAAGCGAGCAUAGGUAUUUGGAAAAAAAAAGAGUCAAACUCAAGUCCCUAACAGACUUUAAAGUAGGAACAGGGGUUUUUUGAAGUUUUUUUCUUAUCCUUGCAUGAGUUACAUUGAUCCAUAUCCUGCAAAGAUUACCAAGCUUUGGAACAAAACCAUCAGACUGGAAUAUAGAAUAUUUCAAAAGAAAUUGUACAUUGGGUGCUGCUGCAGUACUUAUUCCCUGCCACUGUGGGGUCUCAGUGAAUUGUAUAUAAUUGCUUUCUCCCUCUAGUGGUAGAAAAUAGGCCCUGUGAAUCAAAUUUUAGAGAGAGACAAGAGGCCCCAUCAACUAAUUUUCAGAAAUAACCCAUACUACCCUGUCCCCCCAAAAACAUUUUAAAAAUCCUUUUAGAGAUAUAUUUAUUGAUGUCUGAAUUGAGGAAAAUAAAUUAUAACUUUAACUAUCUUGAGGGUGUUACAUGCUAUUUGAACAUGACCAAGAUAUUUUAGGAACCUAGGAGUAUCAGAAUAACCCUCCGAAAAUAGAAUGCAGCCCUCGGGGAAAUGACCGCCCUCUGUGCUACAAAUCUACAAAUAGCAUCUUCAGUGCUUUCUGAGGGUGAAUAUAUAUUACAUAAAUUAAUCUUGUGUAUGUAUCUUUUUUAUUUUAAAAUUGCAUUCUUUAAAACAAAUACUUGGUUGUGCUCUGCUAGAGGGGUAUUGGGGAAACUGGUUGCUUUUUUUUUAACAACUGAUGCACGUUAAUGGUAACGUAUCAUCAUUUUGAGAAUCAGUCAACUUUUAUUUUAAACAUUUAAAUGGAAUCCAUUCCUGUGCAGUUCUGCUGCAUGGGCCCAAGAUGCAUUACAUCAGAAUUAGGUCACCUGCACAUAUUCCAUAAACCCAUCCAGUGAAGGCCUCAGUUAAUCAAAGGCAUGGAAAUGCAUGCAAUUCCUUAGCUGGGCAAGAGAAAUACAUUAUACUGUAGUUGUGAUACAACACACAUGUGGUUCUUAUUUGUACUACACAUGCCCACUGUACAGCCACUUGAAGCGUUGUGAUUAGCUUGCAGCGUUUGCUGUCUGCAUUUAUGCCGUUUUGCAUAUUCUUUUCCCUGAAAGUUAGGAAAAAUAUGUUUGCUGCAAAAAUAAAAUCUUUAGAAAAAUUGCUUAGCUGGAAAAGUUGGGAAAAGAGGCCUGUUUUGUCAAUUGUACAACAGAUUGUGGAGCUCAAGUGUGAAUAUUUUACGUCUGUAUUAGACAUUUUCUUUGCAAAUCUAUUGUUCGAUUGAAAUGUAAAUGAAAUUAAAGAUGGUACACAUCCGUCAUGUAUAAAGGAGGCACCAUCAAUAAGAUGGAUUUAAUGGUCAUUUUUACUACACCUACUUGGCUUAUAUUUAAAAUGUAUAAUUUUUUUAAAGUGCUCUGUUAAUUAAAUAGGGAAUAAGUUCUAUUCCAUUUGUUAAUUUCAAUUUGACUUCCAAAUUGUUGGUCAUCUGUUACCUUUUGUUUUAGGAGUAGGAUGGAAUAUGAAUGCUAGGCCAUUUAGGUCUGUAUUGAUUAGUUUUGUGAUACUGAAUAGCAAAGGUUUAAUUCUUUGUGUACAAAACCUUGUUUGCUGUAGCACUGAAUUGAAGAGCUAAUAGCUUGGGCUGUACACUAGAAUAGAGUAUCAUGAAUUUCGGUGUUUGAAAGAUAAUUGGGACAGUUUGCAGUACUUGAAAUGUAUUUGCAUGCAUAACAAUAAAGUUAUUUGUCAAUUAAAA